GGGCACGCCCCCUCGCCGCGGCCCCCUCUCCGCCUCGCUCCGCCGCCGCUCUCGCUCCCGGGUCAGACGGGCCGGAGCGAGAAGAUGGCGAAGACGUACGAUUAUCUGUUCAAGCUGCUGCUGAUCGGCGACUCGGGGGUGGGCAAGACCUGCCUCCUUUUCCGCUUUUCGGAGGACGCCUUUAACACCACCUUCAUCUCCACCAUCGGAAUUGAUUUUAAAAUCAGAACGAUAGAACUUGAUGGAAAGAAAAUUAAGCUUCAGAUAUGGGACACAGCAGGCCAGGAAAGAUUUCGAACCAUCACGACAGCAUACUACAGAGGAGCCAUGGGAAUCAUGCUGGUCUAUGACAUCACAAAUGAAAAGUCCUUCGACAAUAUUAAAAAUUGGAUAAGAAACAUUGAAGAGCAUGCCUCUUUAGACGUGGAAAGAAUGAUCCUGGGUAACAAAUGCGAUAUGAAUGACAAAAGACAAGUGUCAAAAGAAAGAGGGGAGAAGUUAGCAAUUGACUAUGGGAUUAAAUUCUUGGAGACAAGUGCAAAAUCCAGUACAAAUGUAGAAGAGGCAUUUUUUACACUUGCACGAGAUAUAAUGACAAAACUCAACAGAAAAAUGAACGACAGCAAUUCAUCGGGAGCAGGUGGACCAGUGAAAAUAACAGAAAACCGAUCAAAGAAGACCAGUUUCUUCCGGUGUUCGCUACUUUGAUGAACUUCUUUCUGAGAGACUGCAGCACACCCAGAGGACCCUUUCCUGCUUCUCUGAAAGCACAGGUCACCCAGCCUCAGAACCACACCGCCAGGCUGCUACUGAGAGCACCACCGAGCCUAGACCUCUGGACACAGAACACCUAGUGGAUUCCAGCCACAGCCUAGCGAGAUACAGGCUCCUUUUUUCAAACACGGAAGCAAUGAGAUGGAGACACAUGCAAGACUUGUUUUUUUCUUUGUUUUGUUGCCUUUUGCAGAAGCUGCUCUUUUCUUUUUCACUUUGCACAUCAGUGUUAGCCUUUCCCUGUUAUAGCACAGUCUUAGACUCUCACACACACCCUUGUCUCACCAGGUUCUAGACAAAUGUGUGCUUUGGGGAGGUUUAAAACAAGAGUAGAACAUUUAAAGCAGAGGUCAAUAGAACUAAAGUUAAAGGACAUUUGGGCUGAUGUUCAUAUGGCCAGAUGUUAUUGCAUUCAUGGCAUUUAUUUUGUUUGUUUCUUAUUGGUUAGCACUUUGCUUCAUUCUUGACUUUUUAGCCAGUCUGGGUAGCUGAAGGAAGUCACUUUUCAGUUGAUUCCCUCUGCCUAACCUAUAAAAACUGCAUUUGGAAAUGACCUUAAUCUCCUUUUUUCUGGGGUUCAUAAUUGCUGUCUCUUCUUAUGUUUGACCUAUUGUAAUCAGUCAGUCAUCUAAAACGUAACAUAUUUUACCAUUGUUGUCUGUUUCUAGUUGUGAAUUCUUGAGCUGAAAUUUUACAUGGACAGAGAAAUGUACCAUUUAGGGUUUUAUUUCAAUGUCUAAUUGUGGUUCCAUCACGUUAGCAUACAUAAUAUAUUUUGUCUUAGGUUUACUCCCCAGAUUGCUGAUUUCGUUUUAAUACCCAAUUCCUACCACGAUCCCUGUGUACAAGAGUUAUUUUAAAUUUUAGUUCACAGAAAGCUUACCUAAAGGAAGAGAUAUGACUUGUUAACAUAAAUUUAGAAGAAAUAGCUCUUGGUAAUGGUGAAAAUAAUUAUUUUUGUUCUGUUUUUUACUUGGGUUUUUAAACAAAAUAAGGAUAAUAAACUUAGUGUGGCCUCUAGGAAAAGUCUUGCUAUCUCAUUAGAGAAAAUAUGAGCAAGGUUUCCGUUUUCAAACAGCUACUGUUGAAUGGGUAGAACCCAGUUCCAUCUGUUCAGGUUUGUUGUUUGAGAACUUUGUCCAGUCACCUGGGCCGAAGCCAACCAAAAGCUUUGUCUUUCUCACCAACCCCUGGAACUGGGGUACCUUUUGUUGAUGAAACCAUCACAUAGGAAAAGAAAGGGAUUUAGUGUUAACUAUGUGCCAAAUUAAGGUCAUUAUGUCAUUGCUGUUAUCCUAGCCUUCAGGGUCAUAACACGGAGGGGAGUAACAAAGAGGUGAUGAAGGAAUUGAAUUCUGUUGAGGAGUAUUCUUCCUCCUAGGCCUGUUUUGUUUCACAGAGUUUACCAUCAUGCUUGAAAUUAAGAAUUGGAAGUGGAAGUGGAAACAGAUUGCUUGUUACCACAGAGAACUCUGCUUCAAAUUAAGAUGUAUCACAGAAUGCUCGAGCCAUUCAGACUUUUUGAAAACUUAUGCACAAUUUUGCUACAGCAAAUAUAAAUAUUCCAGAGCUAUUUUUGAAUGGGACACUAAACACUGUUAACAAAUUUUUUAAAAACUUACCUAUAGGCUUAACGGCAUCUGCUGGUGUCUGAGGAUAAUCAAGCGGUUCCUUGCUUGAAAGUCUAUUAUAAGUCUACCAUCUUAAAAUUAGAUACAUCUUUGGAAAGAAAAACAAUUUCUUAGGAACAUCUUGUAUUUUCUGAAAAAUAUUCCAAGCAGUUAAGCUUUCUGGAGGGUAACAAAGUCGUUCCUAAAAGGCAAGUGCUAUGACACCAUGUAUGAAUGUAAUUCUCUCAGUAAUUUACCUCUGACUAUUUGGUGUCUUAACACUUUGGUUUAUAUCUCAGGGGUUAUCUGCAAACCAAAACUGACAUAUCCUAUGGUUAGCUUUUUUUUUUAGCAGAAUGCUUUGCUUUUGUUUUAUUCUUUCUCUCUUCUUUUGUCUUAUAUGGAUUAAUAACUAGUCUCCAUGAAAUUCCUUUGAAAGAGCCGUGAAAACUAGAUGAGUCUAAAGGUGCUCUUUGAAGUAGCAGCAAUUUGAGGUAUAUGCUCUGUUGUAUAUAAAUAAAUCGUCCUUGCUAUUUUCUUACAUUUAGUCUUGCUAAAUUGUAUAUAAUUUGAGCUAAGACCAUAGGAAAUUCACCUUCUGCAUGGUAAAAUGACCCAAUAAAUAUCCCAGUUUGCUUAAUAAUGUACAUAUAGUGCAUUAUUUUUUCUAUUUGUAGAUGAAUUUAGUGAGAGAUAAUUGUCUGUUCCCUGCUGAAACUGAAGAAAUCUAGUUUGAACAUUUCUGUGGUCUGUGGAUCAGGUACAUGAAAACUGUGCAGCAGUACCAGUGGCAUUCAGUGGCUGCACUUUAUUAUCAGUGUGCUCAUUCCUGCCAAUGAUGGACUAGACCUUUUCAAAUAGCGUCUGAGGGUAUCAGACAAUGAAAAUGUGCUGUAACUAAGUAGCUUGUAAAUCAGUUGAUUGUAAAACGUUUCACUGGGAACUUAUUUUAGCUCUAUUUUACUUCAGACAGAUUCUAAGAAAAUAACCCACCUGUGCAUCAGUGAGGAGGUGCAGCAGGGUUUCUUACUAUUUACAUGAACAUUUUGUGCAGUCUUUGUUAUAAAUUUUCAGAAGACUAUACUCUUUACUUUGAAGGACUAUUUUUUAUUAUACCUCAUUAGCUUACUAGUGUUCAAAUACCUGGUAGAAAAGCAGUAAGCCAGCCUUUAUGCAUCCAACACGAUUUAGAUGAUAUGUUUUGUUUUGAACUACAGGCAUCAUUGGGAAAGGUCGGAGGUAGUUUAGAAUAGAACAUACAUGUCAUAUCCACUAGUGCAAAAAAGAAGUAUUAUCUCCCUAUCUCCAUUAAUAAAUUUAGCUGUGCAAUAUAGAUAAAUGUUUGCAGAAAUUUCUAAUAAGAGAUUAUAACUCCGUUUUACAGGUUCUAAUGCUGGGAAUCUGUAUUAAGGCUUAUAUAAAGUUUUUCCUGUGAACAGUAAGUGAUACAUAUAAGCAGACUUUCUUUUCUAGUUUGACUUAGAUUUCUCUAUAAAUUUAGUUCUUAAUCUUUAAAGAUGAGCUUCUAAGCUUAAAAUUUUAAAACAGCACUUCAUUAUGUUGGUGUAAUUGUGUCAGAUUGUAAGCAGUCAUUUCUUCUGUCAGGUUUUAUAAUUUUCCUUUUAACAGAAAGUACAUUCCAUUUUCCUUCUUAUAGCUAAAGAAGGGAGAAAGGAAUGUCUAAAAACGAAAUUCCUUGUCCUAGAGAAACCUAGAGAGACAGGAAAUGCUAAUAAAAUUUCAAAUGCUAGCACAAUUUUACAAUAGAAUUGGUCUUUUUAAAAAGAUUAAUAAAAUGAAUGGUUGUCAUGCUCACUAUGAAAAAUAAAUCUAAGUGACUGAAAUUUACAGAAAUAAAAAUUAGCAAACAAUUAUUUUAGGGAUAUUUUCAAAUUUUACUUCAUUUUUUGAAAUAACUUAUAUGUAAUUGCAUUUCGUAUUGCCAACAACUAAUAGAACUUUUUUCAUUUUCUUACAUUUUUAAAAAAUGUGAACUUAUUAGAAUUCAUUCCUAUGGCCUUACAGAUGGGUUUUUAUUUUGUUUGCAGCAGUUCCUUUAAUUCAAAAUAUCAUAACUCUUUGACUAAAAUCAUGCCCCAAAUGAAAAAUACCUAAUUUUUCCAUAGAAUUUCCCACUGCAUAUGUUUUGGUGAUUUUAUUUUUGUUCCAACGGCUUAAUGUGAAAAGCUCAUGCAGAUAAAGUGGGCCUGUCAUGUGGUUAGUCUUGUUUAAGCCAAUUCAUUAACUGUGUACUGAUAUUAUUGCUGUGUUUUUGUUGUUUUUUAAGUGGAUUUUACUCCAGGUGAACUUUUUUUUUUAUAAUAAUGUUCGUCUAAAAUAAAAACUACAUUCUGAAAAUA
Pipistrellus kuhlii (Kuhl's pipistrelle) is the source of this 4744-nucleotide messenger RNA. It is a transcript of the gene RAB8B, whose product is annotated as RAB8B, member RAS oncogene family. Gene Ontology annotation, cellular component: endosome; plasma membrane; trans-Golgi network transport vesicle. The transcript has 8 exons. Gene Ontology annotation, molecular function: GTPase activity; GTP binding. Lineage: Eukaryota; Metazoa; Chordata; Mammalia; Chiroptera; Vespertilionidae. The record is from RefSeq and is a predicted model, not a curated record. Bases 85 to 708 code for a protein of 207 amino acids. Gene Ontology annotation, biological process: regulation of exocytosis; protein secretion; protein localization to plasma membrane.